Peromyscus maniculatus bairdii (prairie deer mouse) is the source of this 2989-nucleotide messenger RNA. It is a transcript of the gene Znf239, whose product is annotated as zinc finger protein 239. Gene Ontology annotation, molecular function: DNA-binding transcription factor activity, RNA polymerase II-specific. Gene Ontology annotation, biological process: regulation of transcription by RNA polymerase II. Lineage: Eukaryota; Metazoa; Chordata; Mammalia; Rodentia; Cricetidae. The record is from RefSeq and is a predicted model, not a curated record. Gene Ontology annotation, cellular component: nucleus.
UGUCCUCCAGAGAGAACAUGAAAUAUCCAGCGAACAAUUCUUUUCUUCUCCAUCUCACGAUUUUUCGGCCUCAGCCUCCCUAGUGAUGAGAUUAUUUGCUUGUACUACACUGCUCACUUGGAGUGGUAACAGCUUCAGAUUUUAAGGUUGAAGACGAUAUUAUACUGGUUAUUUCCUCUCCAGCAGCAUUUUAAUGAGUAAAAAAUACCUUGGGAAUAUUACGAAAUUACUCGUAUGUAUCUGCAACGAAAAGAGCGGAAAAACAACUGACACCUCGGAAAAACAAAUUGCUGGACCACAAGAGUGGCCCACCGUUGCCGGAAGUGGGCUGGGAAGUAGCGCUUCGCCGCCCGCAGCCUGCUGGGACUUGUAGUUCGAGUCCUCGAUGAUGCCCUGGAGUCCUGCGAUCCCAGGUGUGGGUCCUACCUACGCAAGAGGUCCCGCUUGAGGCCUUGGAGAAUAAAUGUCAGCCUCUCUGUGCUGGGGAACUUUAAUUGGGAUGGAGUGAAUGCAAGAACAUGAAGAGAGAAGAUGAACUAAGUCAUAUAAAGAGUAUGAAGAAAUUAAACCCAGAGAAGUGGUAGUGAGUGCAUUCUGAUUUGAUGGUCAAGAGAGCACAUCUGGAAGGCAGCACAUCUGGAAGGAAGCACAUCUGGAAGGCAGCACAUCUGGAAGGAAGCACAUCUGGAAGGCAGCAGCUCGACUGAGACCAGCAUGACAAGGAGCCAGGUGUGAGAUGUGGAAAAAGAACAUUCUGGACAGAAACAGCUAUGAGAGUCAAACCCGAAUUCUGUGGAGAAUCUUCAAGAGAAAGGCCUGCAGGGAGCUGGAGAGAUGACUCAGAGACGAAGAGCACCUGUGGCCCUUGCAAGUUCAGUUCCCAGCACCCACAUGGUGGCUCACAACCAUCCAUAACUGCAGUUCUAGGGGAUCCAAUGUCCUCUUCCGACCUCCAUAAGUACCCAGCCGGUAUAUGGUACACAGACAUACAUGCAGGCAAAAACACUUAUACAAAUGAAAUAAAAAUAUUUAGAAAGAGAGAAGACUUCAGAUUUACCAUAGUAGUUUUCCUAGUGACUAAUUUUGGAAGAGAUGGCCAGGCAGUACCUGGAAGUUGAAUUUAUAUUGUGAAUCUUCAAGAAGUACACACAGAUGUUGAAAUAGAUUCCUGUCAGUGAUUUCACAAACACUGAAAGUGAAAAAAUAUUUAUCUUUUAAGUUCCAAGCCAAAUGGCCAGACAGGUCUCCUCUGUGAAGUUGUGUAAGAAGCCUCUGAGGAAAAAAGUUCUCUUUGUAACUGAAGGAAGAACUGAGAAAAGGAAUAAGCGGGGAGUGUCAUCCCAUAGACCACUGUUCAGAGAAUCUUCAAGUUAAACUCACAUCUGAUGUACCAGAACCAACCGGUACCUCUGUUGUUCCCUAGUGAGACAACUUGCCAAAAUGUCCAGUUCAAAGGCUCUUUGGUUCCCUUUGACGGUGAAGUAAAGACAUUUGUAGAUGGACGCCACCAUCAGUCACCUCCAGUCUUCAGAGAAACCACACAAAGGAACCUGUAGCUGUAAUGACUCCGGGAAGGCGCUUAUCACAACCCAGAUGGUCAGCUCAAGAAACCCCUCCACUUCAGAGACACUAUACAGAUGUGGUCAGUGUGGUGAGAACUACUCAGAACUGAUGCUUCAUCAGAGAGACCGCCUGAAAGGAAAACCCUGUGGGUGUGAGCCCUGUGGGACAGGCCUCACCAGGAGCUUGUCUGCCAUCCAUCAAGCGGUCCCCAUGGAUGGGAAACCGUACAAGUGUGAACGGUGUGGGAAGGGCUUCACCAGGAGCUCAAGUCUGCUCGUCCAUCAUGCCGUCCACACAGGUGAGAAGCCGUACAAGUGUGAACGGUGUGGGAAGGGCUUCAGCCAGAGCUCCAAGCUGCACAUCCACCAGCGAGUCCACACCGGCGAGAAGCCCUACGAGUGUGAGGAGUGUGGCAUGAGCUUCAGCCAGCGGUCCAACCUGCACAUCCACCAGCGCGUCCACACGGGAGAGAGGCCCUACAAGUGCGGGGAAUGUGGGAAGGGCUUCAGCCAGAGCUCCAACCUCCACAUCCACCGGUGCGUCCACACGGGAGAGAAGCCCUACCAGUGCUGUGAAUGUGGGAAGGGCUUCAGCCAGAGCUCAGACCUUCGCAUCCACCUCCGAGUGCACACCGGGGAGAGGCCCUACCACUGUGGCAAGUGCGGCAAGGGCUUCAGCCAGAGCUCCAAACUCCUCAUCCAUCAGAGAGUGCACACCGGGGAGAAGCCCUACGAGUGCAGCCGGUGUGGGAAGACCUUCAGCCAGAGCUCCAACCUGCACAUCCACCAGCGGGUUCACAGGAAGGACCUUCACUGAGCAAUGAGUCCGCUCAGGGGUUCAGGAUCCUUUCAUUGGGAAGAUAAAUGUUUCAUGGCCAAGGGCACAGAUCAGUGGUAGAGCGCUUGCCCAGCAUGGAUAAAGCCCUGGGUUUGAGUUCCACUACCCACCCCCACAAAACUUCCAGCUUAAUACUUUGUACUUGAAGGAGUGUGUGUGUUCAUGUAGAGAGGAUACACGUGCUGUGCAGGUAUGUGCAUGCAUGUUUGCACAUGUGUAUGGAGGACAUCUCAGGUGCUCAGAUGUUUGUCACCUUUUUGUUUGAGACUGGGAUCAGUCACUUGUGGUAUGGAAUGUCACCGAGUAAGGUAGGCAGCGAGUUCCAUGGAUCUACCUGUCUCCACUUCUCAGCUCACCCUGGCUAGGAUUACACGUUGUGAUACCACACCCAGCUUUUCUAUGUGGUUUCUGUCUCAAGCUUGCAGGACAAGAGCUUUACUGACUGACCUAUCUCCCCAUGCCGUGGCUUAAAUACUUUUGAACCUUUGUAUUCCUCAAAAGACAGAGAUAGUAAGGGUUAUUCAGAUGUAAUCCCUCACAGGAAAAAAAAAAAAUCAAUCCUUCAUUAAAAGUAUCUGAGCACCCAGCA